Neospora caninum is the source of this 603-nucleotide messenger RNA. RefSeq lists its product as hypothetical. The coding region runs from base 1 to 603 and encodes 200 amino acids. The record is from RefSeq and is a predicted model, not a curated record. The transcript has 5 exons. NCBI's taxonomy places the organism in Eukaryota, Apicomplexa, Conoidasida, Eucoccidiorida, Sarcocystidae.
AUGGAGCUCGCCAGUGAGUUCAAGGCCAGAAGCUUCUUGGGCUGCAUGUCCAUUAGGGCAGGUCUCAUGGUUGUCGCCGUCAUUCAAGUUCUUACGGGCAUAGCUCUCUACUUGGCCUUGGCCUACCUUCGGCCAAGUCUCCAUGGCGCAGCAUACUUUAUGCUGCUGGCGAAUAUAGUCAGUGCGCUGCUUGGAACGUGGGGGCUGUGGCGACGAAAUCAAUGCGUGGAGGCCAUCUAUCUUGCUACGUUUCUUGUGUGUUUUUCUUUUUUGGUCAUCACCGUCCUGAGCUUCACCAACGUUGUCCACGCCCUCCCAAAGGCACCUGUCGGCGUCAGUGAAGGGUUCGCGCAGCUGGACACGCUACCCCAUUUCCGAAACCCUAUCACCGCGCAAAUAUCCGACGCGGAAAAACAUGCAAUGCUCAUUCAAAUCUUGCAGCACUCUACAUUACCUGAGCUGAAGAUGCCGGAUAUUAGCAUUCCUCCCCUUCCCAAAAUGCCUGAGAUCCCCAAUUACGAAGACAUUCCCUUCGUCCCCCAUCUCAAUCAGACGGAGGGAGAGACAGAAGAAGUCAGUGCCGAUGAACUACCUCCCGAGUAA